GGAAAUUUGCGACAUUCCAUUCUGAAAAUAUUUGUAAUGAGUGUUCUGAUAUAGCGUCAUUUUGAAACUUUGAAGAGACUUUAGAAAAAUAUAAUCUUGAUAACGAAAUUACUGUAAAAACGAAACUUCGGCAUGAAGUUAGUAUGCCUUGUCGUUUUAUUGGCAGUCAAAACAGUACUAUGUCAGAAAAGAGAAAGGGAAAUUUGCUUUGAUGGUUCAUCAUAUGUUCGAUAUGCAAUACCAGAAAAUGAUCCUAAGUUUGCAGCAGGUUCAGCAGAGGAUAAGAUCAAAUUCAAGUUUCGUUCUACGCAUGCUAGUGGACUGCUGUUAUAUGCUUACUCCAGAGGACUUAAUGGUGAUCAUGUUUUAUUGGAACUUGUUCGAGGAAAGCUAAGAGUGCGAUAUCAACUUGGUCCCAACAGUACACUUCAGCAAGCAAUACUUGGUGAUGGCCUUGGUGAUGAGAUUGUUUCAACUGUAAUUGUGAAACGAAAAAAGAAAGAAUUGACUGUAUAUGCCUAUGGGGGUCAAUCGGAUCAGAUGACUUUGAACAUACCCGGUGAUGACGAUCGUCUUGAUUUAAAUAGAUAUAUCUUCAUUGGGAGCUAUCCAAAUGGCAGAUAUCCUUCAUUCCAUGGUGUGGGCUUUCGAGGCUGUAUGACGGAAGCGACUUUUAAUAAUGUGGACUUUGUUGAUGGUGCAUUAAAUAACAGAAAGGGAUUUAAAACGGAAAAGAUUCUACCUUUUAAACCACGUAUACCACAAAGAGCUAUGAACUUUAACAAUCAAACUUUCUUGACGUUUGAUAUUCAACAAGAAGAUCCAUCUGAUAAUCCAUUAAUCUUGCAGAAAUUUUAUGGCUCGUUUGAAUUUCGGACUGUGCUUGUCAGUGGUACUAUAUUUCAUGCAUCAAGUGUUGCUUUACGAUUCCAAAGAUCCCAGCUUAUACUUGUGAGCGGUGGUUCUGAUCAAGUAACCAUCAAUUUUCCAAACGAGGGCACUGCAAAUGAUGGACGCUGGUUCCGUGUUGAAUAUGUCGUUGAGAAUGGGAAUAUGGAGUUGAAACUUGAUGACGUAGUACGCAGAAUCGUUCCCAAAAACAAUCCUCAGUUCUUAUCGAAAAUAACAUAUGGAUUUUACCAAAACACACGUUACUUUAUAGGCUGUAUUCGUAACUUACGUGUUCAAAAGACAGCAAUUGAUUACUAUGAUAUAGUUUAUCCUUAUCGUGGUACCAAGUUGGCUGAUUACAGAGAGUUGACUGAAGGCUGUAAGGCAAGUGAUCCUUGUGUUCCAAAUCCCUGUUUUCAUGGCGCAGCCUGUAUGACUAUUGUGCAAGGUCUUGGAGUGAGAUGUAUAUGCCGACAAAGCUACAGACCACCAUUGUGCCAGUUCUCUCAAUUACAAACAUCCUGCACGGCAAAAAAAGAUUUUGAACCAGGUACUGUUGCUUUCAACAGAGGUGAGUAUAACAUCGAUCCUGACGAUUCAGGACCUCUACCUCCUGUGAAAGUGACCUGUGAUUACAACCUAAAUUCACGUGGCGUGACGGAAAUUAAGGCCCCCGAGACGACAAUUCCAGUACAGAUACCUUCUCCUGUUAGGUACUCAGCGCGGUUUUCGUACAAGAAAGAAAUUGUUUAUGAGAUUCCUAUUGAAAGUGUUAAAGCCAUUGUUGAUCGAAGUGAACAUUGCCGACAAUAUGUAAAAUAUAGUUGCAAAGAUGCACCGCUUUUCAAUGCUCCCGGUGGUAAACCUUCUUCAAGAUGGCUCUCAGCCAAUGGCUAUCUUCAAUAUUACUGGGGAGGAGCGCGGCCCGACAGCUAUAAAUGCGCUUGCGCAUAUACUUCGAGUUGCAGAGGUGGUGGCUUCUGUAAUUGUGAUAGUCCUUCGUCUGAGAUCGGACCUGAUGCAGAUGACGGUUUGUUGAACGUUACACGUGAUCUUCCAGUUCGCGAAGUUCAGUUUGGUGAUAUGAAAGCAGAGACUCAAGCAAUUUAUACAAUAAGUAAAGUUGAUUGCUAUGGGCUUGACACUAUCGGCGCAGUGACUUUCCUUGCUCCCGACGGAUGGAUUCGUGCACCUUCUUGGAACUCUCCAUACGGUGGUGACAUAUCAUUCUAUAUCAAAACUGUGGCUACCAAAGGAGAUUUAGUUGAUCAUCGAAGUAGUGAUGAAACUUACGUUUUUCAGAUUCGUCUUUAUAGCGAAACUACCAUUCAAGUGGUUAUUAGUACAGGUACCACUAUUCGAACUAGAUAUAAUGCUGGAAUACCACGUCCUGGCAAACUUAAUGAUAACAAAUGGCACAGAAUACACGUUGUACGCACUUUGUGGCAAAUCUACGUAAAGAUCGAUAACAAGGACGCAGUGAAUCCAAAUAAUAAUGAAAAACUUCAACCGCUUCCUCUGACUGGUAAUGGUAGGAGUCGCUUUGAUAGUAAUCUGCCCAUGUUUGUGGGAGCUUUUUGGAGGUUUCCUGUUUAUAGAAAUGGAUAUGUUGGAUGUAUGAAGGGAUUCACCAUAAAUGGUGUUAUAUUUGAUCUUGUGAAUGCAAUCGAUAACAUUGCCCUGGAACCUGAAGUAUUGGUUGUGAAAGGCUGUGGAAAUGCUUGCGCGCGAAAGCCUUGUCCAUUUGGGACAUGUGUGGAUAAAUAUACAUCAUUUGAAUGCAAUUGUCAGGAAACACCGUUCUAUGGGACUUACUGCACCAAAGAAAUUGGGGCGUCAAUGAGUAAUUGGCCAACAAAUCCAGUUUCAGCAAACGUCACAAUAAAUUCUGUCUCCGAGAAAAUUGUGUUGGCAUUUUCAACCGCUAGUUGCUCUGGCACUUUAUUUGAACUACGAAAUAAUGUUGGACAAUACUACAGGCUUAGAAUAAGAGAUGAAGAUUCUCUGGAUUUCGAAUUUAAGCUCCGUGCUACUCCAGCGGUUGUAGUUCCCAUUAACAUCGAUAGUAUUAAUUUUUGUGACACUGCGAGGCAUAUUGUCAACAUCGAACGAACGUCAAACAACCGUCUUAUCAAAUACAUGGUCGAUGGUCGUCGUCAAGUUAUCCUAAGCGGCUAUACAAACGAUGCAAACGCGGCUUUUAAUUUAAUGGCGGUCGCCAAUUUCUCUUUGGGAAGGCAGUAUGACGGACUCCUUCCCUUCGAAGGCUGUAUUUCAGGAGCUAAAUUUCAUUUCUUUGCUUCAAAUGGUGUCAUGAAAACGGUUGAACCAAUUGUCCAAGUGCUUAAUUCAAACAGUUCAAACUUGCCGACGAAUUAUUCUUGCGGUCCUACCAUAAACACUCCAGUUCCCAUGACAACUAGGAUAGUGCCUGGACCAACUACACCGACUGAUUAUGCAUCUACCGAGUUUCUUCGUGAUGUCGGAAUCCAUGAAGCCGAGGACACAAACUGGGCUGUAGUAAUCGUUGUCGCUUUGCUUCUGAUGCUGGUGCUGAUUGCUGUUGUUGUUUUAACGGUUUGGUUUCUUAUGCAACACAAGAGUGAAUAUCAAAUACUGGAAAAUGCCGAUGGUACUGUGGUUGGCACCGCUACCGUUCGUGGUGGAGCUUCUAUGGCUUCUGUACCUGGACACGGUUCAGUUGCUGCAGCUCGUGCCCCACCCUCGGUUGCCUCAACUGGAAAUUUAAGUCGUGGGAAAUCUAAGUCCAAUGACCUCUUUGUAUGAUUUCUAACCUGUUUUGUCGUCCUUACUUCUUAAACUAUUUACUACAUCAGAUAAAGUUGUACCUUCAAUGAUAAUCCAAUACUCUGGUGUAAAGAAAUUUUUGAUAUGCAUCUUGUAUGAUCGUUGGAUUAGACUUUAGCUUUUUUUUAUGAAAAAACAUAUUUAACUUUUGUGUUUUUGCUCUAAAGCGAUGCUUUUGAAGAAUAUAAUGCAGAAUCACUUUCACAUUAGCUUUACAAAAGAUGGUCUCAAUCAAUCUACGUUUUUAGAAGUCAUAGCUUAACAAGAAGCAAUCGUGAUAUCAUAUUUUCAUUUGCUGUAAUCAUGUAAAAUAAAUAUAAUUUAAAUAAUAGCAUUACAUUUUACAUGUAUAACAACAUGUGACUUUCCCAUUCAAACAGCGUGUAUGUUUAAAUGAACAGUUCACAACCACCACAGUUAAUUCAAAAACCGAUUGAGUGGUUAGUGUACUGACAUUUUUUUCAUUUUAAUGAUAUUUAGCUUUUAAAUCUUCGCUCAGCUCAAUUUGGACUUUAGAAUAAACGUUAUUUUUGUUAUGUGUAA
Molecule: messenger RNA, 4242 nt
Organism: Xenia sp. Carnegie-2017
Lineage: Eukaryota; Metazoa; Cnidaria; Anthozoa; Malacalcyonacea; Xeniidae
Product: EGF and laminin G domain-containing protein-like
Exons: 11
Coding region: 133-3678 (1181 amino acids)
Source: RefSeq, a predicted model, not a curated record